CUAUAGAUGGAAAGGAGUCGGCCAAUCUCGUGGCAAGAGGCCAGCCGGACGUCGUCGUACGGCUUUCCCCUCUCGGUUAAGGACGCUUCAAUUCGCUUCCCCCCGCCGCCGCAAACGCCACGCCCCACGCCGCUUAAAUUAAGCCUGCACGCUUCUCCCCCUUCCCCAGUAUCCGAAUCCCUUCGGCCUCCGUCCACGGCGAGCGGCGCCGCCGCGCUCCGGAGGGCCGGGGAGAGCUGGCUGUGGGUUAAUUUCGCAUCGCUGUUGCUUGCUUCGUCUACCGUUUGGAGCAGGGAAGAGUGGGGGUGGGGAUAUUAUCGCUGGAUGCCCCACCCGGCAGGCCGGCACUCCACACCCCGUGCUGUGCUUAUCCGCGGCGGAAUCCAAUCCCCCCAUCUCCCUCUCCUCUCCGAAAAGUCGUCCGCCGCUUUUCGCCUAUUACCCCCGCCUUGCCGGCCAUGAUUCCCGCUGAUUCCUCCGCCCAUUUGCUCCUCCGCCUCGCCGAGCCUUACUCGCCGCUGUUGCUGGUCGUCGUCGUUGUUGUUGCGCUGUAGAAAAGGGAGCGGUGAGGAGCGACGAGGGGGUGGGGAUGUCGUCGUCGCGGUCCAACAACCGGGCGACGUGCUCGCGGGGGAGCUCGGCGCGGUCCAAGCACAGCGAGCGUGUGGUGGCGCAGACGCCGGUGGACGCGCGGCUGCACGCCGAGUUCGAGGGCUCGCAGCGCCGCUUCGACUACUCGUCGUCGGUGAGCGCGGCCAACCGGUCUGGGGCCAGCACCAGCACGGCCGUCUCCGCCUACCUCCAGAAUAUGCAGCGCGGCCGCUACAUCCAGCCCUUCGGCUGCCUGCUCGCCGCCCACCCGGAGACCUUCGCGCUGCUCGCCUACAGCGAGAACGCCGCCGAGAUGCUCGACCUCACGCCGCACGCCGUGCCCACCAUCGACCAGCGCGACGCGCUCACCGUCGGCGUCGACGUGCGCACGCUCUUCCGCUCCCAGAGCGCCGUCGCGCUGCACAAGGCCGCCGUCUUCGGGGAGGUCAACCUGCUCAACCCCAUUCUCGUCCACGCCAGGACCUCCGGGAAGCCCUUCUACGCCAUCCUGCACCGCAUCGACGUCGGCCUCGUCAUCGACCUCGAGCCGGUCAACCCCGCUGACGUGCCCGUUACAGCCGCCGGCGCACUGAAAUCGUACAAACUCGCGGCCAAGGCCAUCUCCAGGCUGCAGUCCCUGCCCAGUGGGAACCUCUCCCUGCUCUGCGACGUGUUGGUCCGCGAGGUAAGCGAGCUCACAGGAUACGACAGGGUGAUGGCAUACAAGUUCCAUGAGGAUGAGCAUGGUGAGGUCAUUGCGGAGUGCAGGAGGUCUGAUUUGGAGCCUUAUCUUGGCCUGCACUACCCGGCAACUGACAUCCCGCAAGCGUCCAGGUUUCUGUUCAUGAAGAACAAAGUGCGGAUGAUAUGUGAUUGUGCUGCUGUUCCUGUGAAGCUCAUUCAGGAUGACAACCUAUCGCAGCCUAUCAGCCUCUGUGGCUCGACCAUGAGGGCACCCCAUGGUUGCCAUGCCCAGUACAUGGCGAACAUGGGCUCUGUUGCAUCGCUAGUGAUGUCGAUCACUAUAAAUGAAGAUGAAGAGGAAGAUGGAGACACCGGGAGUGACCAACAGCCAAAAGGCAGGAAGCUGUGGGGGCUGGUGGUUUGCCAUCACUCGAGCCCGAGGUUCGUCCCUUUCCCGCUCAGGUAUGCUUGCGAAUUUCUCUUGCAAGUAUUUGGCAUACAGCUCAACAAGGAGGUGGAAUUGGCUUCUCAGGCAAAGGAGAGGCACAUCCUCCGCACACAGACCCUUCUCUGUGAUAUGCUCCUUCGGGAUGCUCCUAUUGGAAUAUUUACCCAGUCGCCUAAUGUAAUGGAUCUAGUUAAGUGCGAUGGUGCAGCAUUGUGUUACCGAAACCAGAUUAUGGUGCUGGGCUCAACGCCCUCCGAAGGAGAGAUAAAGAACAUCGUUGCAUGGCUGCAGGAGUACCAUGAUGGCUCUACUGGACUAAGUACUGACAGCUUAGUGGAAGCAGGCUAUCCUGGUGCGUCUGCACUUGGUGAGAUUGUGUGUGGCAUGGCAGCUAUAAAGAUCUCUUCAAAAGGUUUUAUUCUCUGGUUCCGAUCCCAUACGGCGAAGGAGAUCAAGUGGGGUGGAGCUAAGCAUGAACCAGGCGAUGCAGAUGACAAUGGCAGGAAGAUGCAUCCGCGAUCUUCGUUCAGGGCCUUCUUGGAGGUAGUUAAAUGGAGGAGUGUUCCUUGGGAGGAUGUUGAAAUGGAUGCAAUCCAUUCUCUCCAGCUAAUACUGCGUGGCUCCUUGCAAGAUGAAGAUGCUAACAACAACAACAACGUAAUGUCCAUUGUUGAAGCUCCAUCUGAUGAUAUGAAGAAGAUACAGGGGCUACUUGAACUGAGAAUUGUGACAAAUGAGAUGGUCCGCCUAAUUGAGACGGCAACUGCGCCUAUAUUGGCUGUCGACAUCGUUGGUAAUAUAAAUGGAUGGAAUAAUAAAGCCGCAGAAAUCACUGGAUUACCCACUACGGAAGCCAUAGGGAUGCCUCUGGUACAGGUCGUUCAUGGUGAUUCUGUUGAAGUGGUUACACAGAUUUUAAAUUCAGCUUUACAAGGAGUAGAAGAGCAAAAUUUGGAAAUCAAACUUAAAACAUUCCAUCACCUGGAAAGUAAUGGCCCUGUAAUCUUGAUGGUUAAUGCCUGUUGUAGUCGUGACCUCUCAGAGAAAGUUGUUGGGGUUUGCUUUGUAGCACAAGAUUUGACAGGGCAGAAGAUGAUUCUGGAUAAGUAUACUCGGAUACAAGGCGACUAUGUUGCAAUAGUAAAGAACCCCAAUGAGCUCAUCCCCCCUAUAUUUAUGAUCAAUGAUCUUGGUUCUUGCUUAGAGUGGAAUGAAGCUAUGCAAAGGAUUACUGGUAUAAAGAGGGAAGACGCAAUAGACAAGUUGCUGAUUGGGGAGGUUUUCACCCUUCAUGACUAUGGAUGUAGGGUAAAAGAUCAUGCUACUCUAACCAAACUUAGCAUACUGAUGAACACAGUGAUAUCUGGUCAAGAUCCCGAGAAGCUUCCUUUUGGUUUCUUCGACGCAGAUGGCAAGUGCAUGGAAUCACUGCUGACAGCAAAUAAGAGAACAGAUGCUGAGGGUAAGAUCACCGGUGCUCUUUGCUUUUUGCAUGUGGCCAGUCCAGAGCUUCAGCAUGCUCUUCAGGUGCAGAAAAUGUCUGAACAAGCUGCUACACACAGCUUUAAGGAAUUGACAUAUAUUCGUCAAGAAUUAAAGAACCCACUCAAUGGCAUGCAAUUUACCCGUAAUUUAUUAGAACCGUCCGAGUUGACGGAGGAGCAGAGGCAACUUCUUGCAUCAAAUGUCCUCUGUCAAGAACAGUUAAAAAAGAUUUUACAUGACAAUGAUCUAGAAGGCAUUGAACAGUGCUACAUGGAGAUGAACACGGUAGAAUUCAAUCUUGAGGAAGCUCUGAAUACGGUCCUAAUGCAAGGCAUGUCUCUGAGCAAGGAAAAACAGAUUUCUCUUGAUCGUGAUUGGCCUGUGGAAGUAUCAUCUAUGUACCUCUAUGGGGAUAAUUUAAGGCUUCAGCAAGUCCUAGCAGACUUCUUGGCAUGCACACUUCAAUUUACGCAGCCAGCUGAAGGACCUAUUGUACUCCAGGUCAUUCCCAGGAAGGAAAGUAUUGGGUCUGGCAUGCAGAUCGCUCAUCUAGAGUUCAGGCUUAACCACCCAGUGCCAGGCGUCCCAGAGACGCUAAUACAAGAGAUGUUCCGCCACGGUCCAGGGGUAUCGCGGGAAGGCCUUGGUCUGCACAUAAGUCAGAAGCUUGUGAAGACGAUGAGCGGCACAGUACAGUACCUCCGAGAAGCAGAGAUUUCGUCCUUUAUCGUUCUGGUGGAGUUCCCGGUUGCGCAGCUCAAUAGCAAGAGGCCCAGGCCUUCGACAAGUAAGAGUAACUUCUGAAUCCUGCUGAUGCCCUCUCCCCCUCGGAGAUGUAAACUAGGGCUAUUGCUUGGAGCGCCAUGCUGACGUUGUUAGAAGAGCAGGCUCCGAGGGAGCUCAGCUGAUGUAUCAAAAUGUGUAGUUGGGAACCUGGAUUGAUCACACUGUUGUUGUUUGGGGGGUAGCUAGCUUAGCUGUUAGGUGUUAGUGUAAUUUAACCGGCUGUAUGAAUGGAUUGAUGAAAAUAAAAUUUCCACUUGUGUUUUUCGAUGA
This is a messenger RNA of Brachypodium distachyon (stiff brome), 4264 nucleotides long. Its product is annotated as phytochrome C. The record is from RefSeq and is a predicted model, not a curated record. Gene Ontology annotation, molecular function: protein homodimerization activity; phosphorelay sensor kinase activity; photoreceptor activity. Gene Ontology annotation, biological process: protein-tetrapyrrole linkage; red, far-red light phototransduction; regulation of DNA-templated transcription. The transcript is spliced from 4 exons. Bases 590 to 4012 code for a protein of 1140 amino acids. NCBI's taxonomy places the organism in Eukaryota, Viridiplantae, Streptophyta, Magnoliopsida, Poales, Poaceae.